AAUAGACAAACAUAAUACAAUUAAUGUUAAGCUACAAACAAAACAAGUACUAUAACUUAAUUAGCACACACAUAGUAGAAACAAAGCACAUUUUUAGCACACAUUUUCUGUUUCCUUGGUGACGGGUUGGAGUGAACAUCAUUUCCCAGACAUCCCCAGUCCGUCCGUGCGCUCUGCAGCCAAGAGCGGCACAGCGCCAGAGAGCCGAUCCUGCGCCGAGUCCGCGCCGAGUCCGGGGGAAGAUAGCGCCUGUUCAAGUCAAGCACAGCCGAGGAGCGGGCACGGGCUGCGGGCUAACACAUCUGCCAUCCCCCGCUGUACGACCUCCGGACAACCCUGGAACUAUUACCACCGCGACACCGAGAGAUCCAACUCCUCACACGCCGAGGAAGGAGUGAGAAAUGCCCGCGUCCUAGCUCCUCCGUGUACCGCUGAUCUACAACUGCACAUCCGAGGGCUUUGCGACGAGCGAGUGUCCCAUCGGCUGUGAACCAUGUCGGAUAAAAUGUCCAGUUUCCUGCACAUCGGGGACAUCUGCUCCCUGUACGCCGAGGGCUCCACCAACGGCUUCAUCAGCACCCUCGGCCUGGUGGACGAUCGCUGUGUGGUGCAGCCUGAUGCAGGAGACCUCAACAAUCCUCCAAAGAAGUUCAGAGACUGCCUGUUCAGACUGUGCCCCAUGAACCGCUACUCUGCCCAAAAACAGUUCUGGAAAGCAGCGAAACCCGGAGGGAACACAGACACUGUCCUCCUCAACAAGCUACAUCACGCAGCCGAUCUGGAAAAGAAGCAAAAUGACUCGGAAAACAAAAAACUCCUGGGGACAGUAAUUCAAUACGGCAACGUCAUCCAGAUGCUCCACCUGAAGAGUAACAAAUACCUGACAGUGAACAAGCGCCUGCCCGCUCUGCUGGAGAAGAACGCUAUGAGAGUGAUGCUGGACACGGCCGGAAACGAGGGCUCCUGGUUCUACAUCCAACCAUUUUAUAAACUCCGCUCUAUAGGAGACAGUGUCGUGAUCGGAGACAAAGUGGUUCUGAAUCCUGUGAAUGCCGGACAGCCGCUCCACGCCAGCUCCCAUCAGCUCGUCGACAACCCGGGCUGUAACGAGGUGAACUCUGUGAACUGUAACACGAGCUGGAAGAUCGUUCUGUUCAUGAAAUGGAGCGACAACCAGGAAAUCAUACUGAAAGGGGGUGAUGUGGUUCGCUUGUUCCACGCGGAGCAGGAGAAGUUCCUCACAUGUGACGACCACCGCAAAAAACAGUACGUGUUUCUGCGCACCACGGGACGCCAGUCUGCCACCUCUGCCACCAGCAGCAAGGCAUUGUGGGAGAUUGAGGUGGUGCAGCACGACCCGUGUCGAGGAGGAGCAGGAUACUGGAACAGUCUCUUUAGGUUUAAACACUUGGCCACUGGACAUUACCUGGCUGCAGAGGUAAACCCAGAAUAUGAAGAGGAGUGUCUGGAGUCUCGUCCUUCUUUGGACUCGGAGCAGGAGGCGCUUCGAGCUCGUCUGAGAAACGCUCAGGACAAAGUGAUGUACACUCUGGUGUCUGUGCCCGACGGAAACGACAUCUCCUCCAUCUUUGAACUGGACCCCACCACCCUGAGGGGAGGGGACUCUAUGGUGCCCAGAAAUUCCUACGUUCGUCUCAGACACUUGUGCACAAACACGUGGGUCCACAGCACAAACCAGCCCAUCGACAAAGAGGAGGAGAAGCCCGUCAUGCUCCGAAUCGGUACGUCUGCGCAGAAGGAGGACAAAGAGGCGUUUGCCAUUGUCCCCGUGUCUCCGGCUGAAGUCCGAGACUUGGACUUUGCAAACGACGCGAGUAAAGUUCUCGCCUCCAUCGCUGGAAAACUGGAGAAGGGAACGAUUACACAGAAUGAGAGGAGAGCAGUUACUAAACUCCUGGAGGACUUGGUGAUUUUUGUGGUGGACAUUCCCAACAACGGACAAGAUGUUUUAGAAAUUAUGGUCAACAAACCCAACAGAGAGAGACAGAAGCUCAUGAGGGAGCAGAAUAUCCUCAAACAGAUCUUUAAGCUGCUGCAGGCCCCAUUCACAGACAGUGGAGACGGGCCCAUGCUGAGGCUGGAGGAGCUCGCAGACCAGAGACACGCUCCCUUCAGGCACAUCUGCAGAUUAUGUUACAGAGUCCUCAGGCACUCACAGCAGGACUACAGGAAGAACCAGGAGUACAUUGCCAAACAGUUCCGGUUCAUGCAGAAACAGAUCGGGUAUGACGUCCUUGCGGAAGAUACCAUCACGGCUCUGCUCCAUAACAACCGCAAAUUGCUGGAGAAACACAUCACCGCGGCGGAAAUCGACACAUUUGUUAGUCUGGUCCGAAAGAACCGCGAGCCCAGGUUUCUGGAUUACCUGUCAGACCUGUGUGUGUCCAUGAACAAGUCCAUCCCCGUGACGCAGGAGCUCAUCUGUAACGCCGUCCUGGACCCUGCCAACGCAGACAUCCUCAUCGAAACCAAACUGGUGCUGUCCCGGUUUGAGAUAGAGGGGGAGCAUUUGGGAGAGAACGCGGAGGAGUCGGAGGAGGACGAGGAGGAGGUGUGGCUCUUCUGGAAGGACAGUAACAAAGAGAUCCGCAGUAAAAGUAUUCGAGAGCUGGCCCAGGACGCCAAAGAAGGCCAGAAAGAGGACCAGGAAGUCGUCAGCUACUACCGGUACCAGCUGAACCUGUUUGCACGGAUGUGUCUGGACCGACAGUACCUGGCCAUAAAUAAGAUCUCUGGUCAGCUGGACGUGGACCUCAUAUUGAGAUGCAUGUCAGACGAGGACUUGCCCUUUGACCUCCGCGCCUCCUUCUGUCGCAUGAUGCUACACAUGCACGUGGACCGCGACCCCCAGGAGCAGGUCACGCCUGUCAAAUACGCCCGCCUCUGGUCCGAGAUCCCCUCCCAGAUCGCUAUAGACGAUUACGAUAACGAUGGCACCUCAAAAGAUGAGAUAAAAGAGCGUUUUUCUCAGACCAUGGAGUUUGUGGAGAAUUACCUCCGAGACGUGGUGUGUCAGAGCUUCCCCUUCGCCGACAAAGAGAAGAACAAGCUCACGUUCGAGGUGGUGAAUCUGGCCAGAAACCUGAUUUAUUUCGGCUUCUAUAACUUCAGUGACCUGCUGAGACUGACCAAGAUCCUGCUGGCGAUUCUCGACUGUGUCCAUGUCAGCACCAUGUUCCCCUUUAACGUCCUGCACAAGGGAGACGAGAGCAAAGGCAGUAAUGUGAUGCGCUCCAUUCACGGUGUGGGGGAGCUCAUGUCUCAGGUGGUGCUCAGAGGAGGAGGGUUCCUGCCGACAGCCUCCACCACGUCCACCUCCAGAGACGUGACCAAGACUCAAACCGAGCCGGAGAAACAGGACAUCCUCGUCAUGGACACCAAGCUCAAGAUCAUCGAGAUACUGCAGUUCAUUUUGAAUGUUCGACUGGACUACAGGAUCUCAUGUCUCCUCUCCAUCUUUAAAAGAGAGUUUGAUGAGAGCAACUCUCAAAGUGAAUUUUCCAUUUCUGGGACAGUGGAGGGUCCCAACAAUAUGCCUGGUGCACUGGAUUUCGAGCACAUAGAGGAGCAGGCAGAGGGCAUAUUUGGAGGAAGUGAAGAGAACACCCCUCUGGAUCUGGAUGACCACGGCGGCCGCACAUUUCUGAGGGUCCUGCUCCACCUCACGAUGCACGACUAUCCCCCCCUAGUGUCCAGAGCCCUGCACCUGCUCUUCAGACACUUCAGCCAGAGACAGGAGGUCCUCCAGGCUUUCAAACAGGUGCAGCUGUUGGUCACCAGUCAGGACGUGGAGAAUUACAAACAGAUCAAAUCAGACCUGGAUCAGCUGAGAUCCAUUGUGGAGAAGUCUGAGCUGUGGGUUUAUAAGAGACAGGGACCGGACGAGAGCAUGGACACUGGGGACAGCACCAUGGACAAGGGAGGAUCUGGUGGCUCUGACAAACCAAAGAAGCAGAGCACCAGCAGCUACAACUACAGAGUGGUCAAAGAGAUCCUGCUUCGUCUGAGCCGGCUGUGUGUGCAGGAGGGGCUGUCUGGGAGAAAGAGCCGCAAACAGCAGCAGAGACUUCUGAGGAACAUGAGCGCUCACGCCGUGGUGCUGGAGCUGUUGCAGAUCCCAUAUGAGAAGGGUGAAGAUGUGCGGAUGCAGGACAUCAUGAAGUUGGCUCAUCAGUUUCUGCAGAACUUCUGUGCAGGAAACCAACAGAACCAGGCUCUGCUCCACAAAAACAUCAAUCUGUUCCUCAACCCGGGGAUCCUGGAGGCCAUCACCAUGCAGCACAUCUUCAUGAAUAACUUCCAGCUGUGCAGUGAGAUCAACGACAGGGUGGUGCAGCACUUUGUCCACUGCAUCGAGACCCACGGCCGCAACGUCCAGUACCUCAAGUUCCUCCAGACCAUCGUCAAAGCAGAGAACAAGUUCAUUAAGAAGUGCCAGGACAUCGUCAUGGCCGAGUUGGUGAAUGCCGGAGAGGACGUGCUGGUGUUCUACAAUGACCGAGCCUCGUUCCAGACGCUGGUGCAGAUGAUGAGGUCAGAGAGAGACCGCAUGGAUGAGAACAGUGCUCUCAUGUAUCACAUUCACCUGGUGGAGCUGCUGGCCGUCUGCACUGAGGGCAAAAACGUCUACACUGAAAUCAAGUGCAACUCUCUGCUGCCCCUGGACGACAUCGUGAGGGUGGUGACGCAUGAGGACUGCAUCCCUGAGAUAAAAAUUGCGUACAUAAACUUCUUGAAUCACUGUUACGUGGACACGGAAGUUGAAAUGAAGGAGAUCUACACGUCGAAUCACAUGUGGAAACUGUUUGAGAACUUUCUGGUGGACAUCUGUAGGGUUUGUAACUACACGAGCGACCGGAAACACGCUGACACCAUUCUGGAGCGAUACGUGACAGAGACGGUGAUGAGCAUCGUCACUACUUUCUUCAGCUCGCCCUUCUCUGACCAGAGCACCAGUCUGCAGACCCGGCAGCCUGUGUUUGUGCAGCUGCUUCAGGGAGUGUUCCGGGUUUAUCACUGCACUUGGAUGGUGCCGGUCCAGAAGGGCUUCGUGGAAAACUGUAUUAAAGUGCUCUCUGAUGUCGCCAAAGGCAGGGCCAUAGCGAUCCCCGUGGACCUGGACAACCAAGUGAACAACCUGUUUGUGAAAUCGAACAACAUCGUUCAGAAGACGGCCAUGAGCUGGAGACUGUCCGCACGAAACGCCGCGAGGAGAGACUCUGUGGUGACCGCCUCCCGAGACUACAGGAACAUCAUCGAGAGGCUACAGGACAUAGUCUCGGCCUUAGAGGACCGUCUGCGUCCUCUGGUCCAGGCGGAGCUCUCUGUUCUGGUGGACGUCCUCCAUCGACCCGAGCUCCUCUUUCCCGAAAACACCGACUCCAGGAAGAAGUGUGAGAGCGGAGGCUUCAUCUGCAAACUGAUCAAACACACCAAACAGCUGCUGGAGGAAAACGAGGAGCGACUGUGCAUCAAAGUCCUGCAGACGCUCAGAGAGAUGAUGACCAAAGACCGAGGAUAUGGAGAAAAGCUCAGGGCGUUUGAUGAUGAAAUGGAUUUGCCAAAGCUGGACCAAAACCAACCCGAGAAGCUGCUAAAUGACCAAAAACGGGGCGAGGCGCUGAGGCAGAUCCUGGUGAACCGUUACUAUGGAAACUUCCGGAGCGGUGGGCGAAGGGAGAGUCUGACGUCAUUCUCCAACGGGCCAGUGCUGGGCGCCGUGCACGCCAAGUCCACAUCAGCCCUGGUUCCGGGAGGCCUGAGCCGGGGGCAGAUGAGCCUGGCCGAGGUGCAGUGUCACCUGGACAAAGAGGGAGCGUCAGACCUGGUCAUCGACCUCAUCAUGAACACGAGCAGUGACCGAGUGUUUCAAGAGAGCAUCCUGUUAGCCAUCGCUCUGCUGGAGGGAGGCAACACCACCAUACAGCGUUCAUUCUUUUGCCGCUUGACCGAAGAUAAAAAAUCCGAGAAGUUUUUCCGUGUUUUCUACGACCGGAUGAAAGUGGCCCAGCAGGAAAUCAAAGCCACGGUGACGGUCAACACCAGCGACCUAGGAAACAGGAAACGUGACGAGGAAGGAGGAGACAAGGAGGCUCCAGCCAGAAGGAAAGCCCGAGACUCUGCUGUGGUGAUUACGGAGGAUGUGAAGGAGCAGUUGUUGGAGGCGUCGUCUGCCACAAAGAAAGCGUUUAACUCGUAUCGCCGUGACGCUGACCCCGAGGACCACUUCAGCUCUGCGGAGGGGCACCCUUCCUCUGGAGACAAGGGCCAGGACGACGGAGAGAUGAGCUUCGUCAUCAUCAUCAUGCAGCCGAUCCUGCGCUUCCUCCAACUGCUGUGUGAGAACCACAACAGAGAUCUACAGAACUUCCUCCGAUGUCAGAACAACAAGAACAACUAUAACCUGGUGUGUGAGACGCUGCAGUUCCUGGACUGUAUCUGUGGAAGCACCACUGGAGGCCUGGGGCUGUUGGGACUUUACAUCAAUGAAAAGAACGUGGCUCUGAUCAACCAGACUCUGGAGAGCCUCACCGAGUACUGCCAGGGACCCUGUCACGAAAACCAGAACUGCAUCGCCACACAUGAGUCCAAUGGCAUCGACAUCAUCAUCGCCCUCAUCCUGAACGACAUAAACCCUCUGGGGAAGAAACGCAUGGACCUGGUGCUGGAGCUCAAGAACAAUGCUUCCAAAUUAUUGCUUGCCAUCAUGGAGAGCCGCCAUGACAGUGAAAAUGCAGAGAGAAUCCUGUACAACAUGAGACCUAAAGAGCUGGUGGAGGUGAUAAAGAAGGCCUACCUGCAGGGGGAGGUCGAGUUUGAAGACGCGGGACAAGACGAGGAUAAUGGUGAUGAAGAAGAUCAUGACGCCGCUUCACCCCGAAAUGUUGGACACAACAUCUACAUUUUAGCCCACCAGUUGGCGCGUCACAAUAAGGAGCUGUCCAUAAUGCUGAGGCCGGGGGCAGCCAGCGGUGACGGGGACGAAGCCUUGGAGUUCUACGCCAAACACACUGCGCAGAUAGAGAUUGUACGUCAGGACCGUACCAUGGAGGAGAUUGUGUUCCCGGUCCCAAACAUCUGUGAGUUCCUGACGUCUGAGUCCAAACUGCGCGUGUACUACACCACAGAGAGGGACGAGCAGGGCAGCAAGAUCAAUGACUUCUUCCUGAGAGCCGAGGACCUGUACAACGAGAUGAACUGGCAGAAGAAGCUCCGAGCUCAGCAGGUGCUGUACUGGUGCUCCAGGAACAUCUCGGUGUGGAGCACAGUGUCCUUUAACCUGGCCGUGCUCAUGAACCUGCUCGUCUGCCUCUUCUACCCCCUGGAGAACGUACACGGAGGUAUAAUCGAGCCUCACCUGUCCCUGGUCUUGUGGUUGGGCGUGUUGGCGUCUCUGGUCAUAGUGGUCAUCAUGCCUCAGCCUCUGGGGAUCAGGGCUCUGGUCAUCGUCACCAUCCUGCGCCUGAUCUUCUCUGUGGGUUUGGAGCCGACGCUCUUUCUCCUGGGAGCCUUUAAUGUGUGUAAUAAACUGAUCUUCCUGGUGAGUUUCGUGGGGAAUCGCGGUACGUUCACUCGGGGGUACAGAGCCAUGGUGCUGGACUUUGAGUUCCUGUACCACCUCAUCUACCUCAUCAUUUGCUGCCUCGGCGUCUUCGUGCAUGUCUUCUUCUACAGCCUACUGUUGUUUGACCUGGUAUAUCGAGAGGAGACUUUGUUGAACGUGAUUAAAAGUGUGACCCGUAAUGGCCGCUCCAUCGUGCUGACCGCUGUGCUGGCUCUCAUCCUGGUCUAUCUCUUCUCCAUCGUCGGAUACAUUUUCUUCAAAGACGACUUCAUUCUGGAGGUCGACCGCAUCCAGAACACCACGCUCAAGAAUGGAGGGAGUUUGGCCAGUGAGUUUCUGUCUGGAGGGAUGUGUCCUGGUGGCGGGGAGGGGAACUGUAGCAGUGGAGCAGUGCAAGAAACAGGAGUGUCAGAGCUGGAGGAAGGGGAGGACAGUGAUGUGGAGCGGACCUGUGACUCUCUGCUCAUGUGUAUUGUGACUGUCCUGAGUCACGGCCUGCGCAGUGGAGGAGGAGUGGGAGACGUGCUCCGGAAACCGUCCAAAGAGGAGCCUCUGUUCGCGGCGCGUGUGGUGUACGACCUGCUCUUCUUCUUCAUGGUCAUCAUCAUCGUCCUGAACCUGAUUUUUGGAGUCAUCAUCGACACGUUCGCCGACUUGAGAAGCGAGAAGCAGAAGAAGGAGGAGGUGCUCAAGACUACCUGCUUCAUCUGCGGUUUGGAGCGAGACAAGUUUGACAAUAAAACGGUGACCUUUGAGGAGCACAUUAAAGAGGAGCACAACAUGUGGCAUUAUCUGUUCUUCAUCGUUCUGGUCAAAGUGAAAGAUUCCACGGAAUACACCGGACCUGAGAGCUACGUGGCCGAGAUGAUCAAGGAGCAUAACCUGGACUGGUUUCCGCGCAUGAGGGCCAUGUCUCUGGUGAGCAGCGAUGCAGAAGGAGAACAGAACGAGAUCAGGAGCCUGCAGGAGAAACUCGAGUCCACCAUGAGACUCGUGUCCAACCUGUCAGGACAACUGACCGAGCUCAAAGAACAGAUGACGGAGCAGAGGAAGCAGAAGCAGCGCAUUGGCCUCCUGGGUCACCCUCCGCACAUGAACCACAACCCCCAGCAGCCGGCUUAGACUCACCUGGACCCUCGGAAGCUGCCGAAACCGAAACUCUCCUCCCGGACUAUCGACACAAUCGCGCUUCGACAGUUCUUGGACUAGUAUUCACACUUUAACGUGCCUCACCUCUCUCCUGUUCACGUCACACACAGCGGAUUCUAAUUAAUAUUUAUAGAUUAUUUUUGAUGAUCCUACUUGUGCACCUGGAGUGGACCAAGUGCCUUAAAAUGACUGAGGAAAAUGCAUUUUACUAAUUAUGAAAACAAGCCAAAGUUGAACCCGAACAGCUGUCUUCCCUGUGGCCUUUUCUACCUUUUGUGUCUAAACUCAGGUCUAUAACACACGAUAGAACAUUUGUGAUUUUCAACUGGUGCAGAGCAAGUACCCAAACACGUCCCAAAUACUGUAACUGAGUGGUUAACACACGUAGGUUGUGGGUUAAAUUCCUGCGCCAGUGUCUCUGAAUGGAUCUGUGGUGGAAUUUGUUGAGCUGGUUCAAAACUUUGUCAUUCCUGAACCUAUCCAAAAACGACACAAAGUUCGUCUUCUGUGUUGAAUUAACGAUAGACCUUUUAGCUUUGUUGAGUUUUGUUGUGUCCUUAGGCAAGACGUUUUAGAAAAUGAUUUUAGCGAACCUUUCCCACCAGUUGAGAACCAUAAAUUUCAAUAUUAAAUCUUCUAACUUACAGCAAUAGGAAAAAUAUGCAAUAAAUUCAUCAUUCACGAGUAUUUAGUUUUAUACCUUAAAAUAAUUACUAUUUAAUAAUUAAUAAUAACACACAUAAUUUAUUUUUUAUUGAUUUUACCAUCUUUGUGUCCAGAUAUUUCAUGGGUUUUGUUAAUGAGUCUGUCCAGUCGGGCUGUACUAAUUUUACAGGUGGUUUUGUAACAUUUAAAGGGCCGUUUUAUGCGAUUUUCUGAUCUACAGUUUGUUUUUUAUGUAGUUUCUUCAUCACACACAGAUCUAGAGUUGUGUUUUGUUUCAUUCACACAUGUUUAACACACAAAACCUGCAUUUAGGCUGAGUUCUUCUCUCAAAUGAAACAGAAAACGCUGAAAACAGAAACAAAAAAAAGUGAAAAAAUGCACAAAAGCUUUUUUAUUUUUAUUUUUAAAUGUUGUUUCGGCAAAAAGCCUUCGUCAGAUCAUUUUCCUUGCUUUGGACCAAGGUAUACAUACAUGAGUUCUUCUCUCAAACAGAAAACACAAAGAAAUUAGGACUGGGUAUCAUUAAGGAGUUGCCGAUACGAUACAUAUCUCGAUACAGUGCACUUUCGAUUCGAUAUGAUAUAUUUCAAAUCAAUUCGAUGCGGUUCAAUAAAAAAUAAAGGCUAAAUCGUGGCUCUGAUACUAAAAGGCUUUGUGAAAUCACUUCUUGUGAAAAGUUCAUAUGAAACACAAACAUUUUAAUCCUCAAAACAGUAAAAAUGUCAAAUGUGUCUCAUAAAUGAGCUUCCUUUCACUCCACAAGCAACAAAAAUGUAGCACUGUAACAAAAUAAUUUAGUAAAACACACCUAAAAAUACUCUUGGUGAAAUAUCGAUACAGUAGCCCACGAUAUCGAUACUGUAUCAUCACAUUAAACGAUACGAUAUAUCAAUAUUCCGAUAUUUUUGCACAGCCCUAAAGUAAAUGUAUAAAAAGCAAUUGUAUGUUUUUAAAAGUAGUAAAGUAUGUAAGAAUGACUAAAUUAAUCUGCACAAAAAAGUUAAUUAAUAUUGUAAAAAUAAACAAACAGAAAACACUCCACCUGUUCCACCUUGUGAUGUCAUAAAAUGAAGUAUUUUUAAGACGAUUUCAAAUAAAGUAUAAAAAACAACUGUAUGUUUUUAAAAGUAGUAAAGUAUGUAAGAAAUACUAAAAUAAUCUGUAAAUAAAUAUGUAGUAGAAUGUAGUAAAAAAUGAACAAAAAACGUUAAAUAAUGUUGUAAAAAUAAACAAACAGAUAACACUCGAUUCCACCUUGUAAUGUCAUGAAAUAGAAAGUGUAGGAAGUGCUCCACUGUGUUUUUCAACUCAAUGCACUUUCACUAGAAUCGUGUGGAUAAUUUCAGCCCUGGAAUUGCCAAUCUACUGAAUUAAAGUAAAAAAAAUCGCUUCAUGACACAGAAAACGCACACCAAAAUUCCUGUAGAGGUGCAAAUGCAAGGAGCAAAAGACAAGUGAAAAAAUGCAUCGCACAGUCCGAUGGCCGAUGUCCAAAAGCUUUUUCAUACAGAGGCGGUUUUACCAUUAGGCAAAAGUUGGUGGGUACGUAGGGCCCCCAAACCUGGAGGGGCCCCCAACCAAUGUCCCUCAGUGCCACUAAUGGGCGAGGCCUCAGCGCAAUUAGAUUUUCUUUCAAUAUGACAAUAAAUGAGAUUAGUUUAUUUUUAAUCAUAAUCUUAUGAUGUACCUGUACAACAACUCACCCUUAUGUAACAGAUAAUACUCCCUACAACUGUACAACAACAGAUAAUACUCCCUACCACUGUACGACAACUCACCACUAUGUAACAGAUAAUACUCCCUACAACUGUACGACAACUCACCAUUAUGUAACAGAUAAUACUCCCUACAACUGUACAACUCACCCUUAUUUAACAGAUAAUACUCCCUACAACUGUACAACAACUCACUUUUAUGUAACAGAUAAUACUCCCUACAACUGUAUAACAACUCACCACUAUUAACAGAUAAUACUCCCUACAAUUGUAUGACAACUCACCCUUAUGUAACAGAUAAUACUCCCUACAACCGUACAACAACUCAGCCUUAUGUAACAGAUAAUGCUCCCUACAACUGUACAACUCACCCUUAUGUAACAGAUAAUACUCCCGACAACUGUACAGCAACUCACCUUUAUGUAACAGAUAAUACUCCCUACAACUAUACAACAAUUCACCCUUAUGUAGUAGAUAAUACUCCCUACAACUGUACAACAACUCACCCUUAUGUAACAGAUAAACAUGUGUGAAUGAAACAAAACACAACUCCAGCUUUGUUUUUGACGAGGUAACAACAUUCUAACAAGAGUAUGGGACCUUUAAAGUAAAGUAGAAAUAAUAAAGUCACAGUAAAUGUUGUAAAAGUAAAAGUACUUUGGGGGCGACACUAAACUUAGACUGUCAUAUGUCAUUUGUGCACUGGUGUAUUUACUCUCUAUUAGUUUGGACGCACUGAAUGUCUGUAGCAGUAGCGGGGGCACACACAGGGAGACCGCUUCAUGUACGUGUGCAGAGAUUUGGAGUGCUGCUUAAGUGAGAUUUUUAAAAGUUUUAUACAAAGACGUGAGUGAACUGUAAAUGAUAAAGUCUAUUUAAAUAAACAAGAUUGUAGAAUUAUAA
Boleophthalmus pectinirostris (great blue-spotted mudskipper) is the source of this 12018-nucleotide messenger RNA. RefSeq names its product inositol 1,4,5-trisphosphate receptor type 1-like. Gene Ontology annotation, biological process: calcium ion transmembrane transport. Gene Ontology annotation, cellular component: endoplasmic reticulum; membrane. Gene Ontology annotation, molecular function: inositol 1,4,5-trisphosphate-gated calcium channel activity; inositol 1,4,5 trisphosphate binding. Lineage: Eukaryota; Metazoa; Chordata; Actinopteri; Gobiiformes; Gobiidae. The record is from RefSeq and is a predicted model, not a curated record.